Scutellospora calospora is the source of this 576-nucleotide messenger RNA. NCBI's taxonomy places the organism in Eukaryota, Fungi, Glomeromycota, Glomeromycetes, Diversisporales, Gigasporaceae. The record is from the annotation of a GenBank genome assembly.
AUGAAGUUUUCUAGUCAAGAUACUUGUGAAGUUGAUAUAAUAAACUAUAUUAAUAUUUUAGACAGUACUUAUUUGAAUUCGGAUCAAGAAUAUGCCUUACUUGAUAAUGAAAGUAAUUGCAGUUUUACUGAUCAAUCCUUUGAAAUACCCAGAAUACCUACUACAGAUAGUAGUAGAAAUGAAAAUAUAUAUUCGGAUAUAUUUAGUAAUAAAGUAGUCUAUGAAUUGGUAUUAGAUUAUUUUAAAACAUUAUCUAAUAAUAAUGAAAUACAAGAUGAUAUUAAUUGGUUAUCUAGUGAUUUAGAUAAGUUAACAGAUACCGAAUCAUCUUGUAGUUUUCCAUUAUCAGUAGAGGAAAAUGAAGUAGAUUAUGAAAUUAAAGAAAAUGAACAAUCUAAUAAUAAUAUCAUUAGUCAAUGUAUAAUUACAGAAUUAGUAGAUGAUGAACUAAAACAUUACAAACUUUCGAAAGAUAUUCUUGCAGAAGAACUUUUUGAAGCAUUUAAUAACUUUUAUUCAAAAAAAAACUUGCAAAAAAUAAAUCACAUUCUGCCUCAACGAAUCAAUCUAAUAUAG